AUGGCAAUCGUAAAAGAGGCAGACGAUCAGGAUAUCAGUGACAAUGAUUAUCGCAAUCUUAGAAAUAUUCUAAAAGCACACUAUCAUGAUUUGUUAAUCAACCGUGCUCGUGGUCAUCCACUUGCAACUGAUGAUGAUGAUGAUGAUAAUGUUGCUGAUCAUGAUCUUCGCGCUUCUGGCUCGAUUAAUGAUCGUGCUAUUUUAACUCAUGAAUUUCGUGCUGCUAAAGGUCGUCGUCGUCGUGCUGCGUAA
This is a messenger RNA of Adineta steineri, 252 nucleotides long. NCBI's taxonomy places the organism in Eukaryota, Metazoa, Rotifera, Eurotatoria, Adinetida, Adinetidae. The record is from the annotation of a GenBank genome assembly.